This is a messenger RNA of Vicia villosa (hairy vetch), 1514 nucleotides long. Its product is annotated as double-stranded RNA-binding protein 4-like. Gene Ontology annotation, biological process: rRNA processing; regulation of gene expression. Bases 157 to 1203 code for a protein of 348 amino acids. The record is from RefSeq and is a predicted model, not a curated record. The transcript is spliced from 5 exons. NCBI's taxonomy places the organism in Eukaryota, Viridiplantae, Streptophyta, Magnoliopsida, Fabales, Fabaceae. Gene Ontology annotation, cellular component: nucleus. Gene Ontology annotation, molecular function: double-stranded RNA binding; ribonuclease III activity.
UUCACGAAAAAUUUAUGCACGAAAAAGAUAGCAUCGGAAACGGAAAACGAGUCUUCACCCUUUCCAUAAAUUUGAGCAUUUUCAUUCCUUUUAUUCGUUUUGUUUCCAGUGAAGUUCGAUUGAAACCCUAGAAACCAAAUCUUGCCCCUCUUAUCAAUGGCGUCAUCAUCCUCUUCACUGCCAACGCCAACUUCACUCUCACUCGAGCAUGAACUUUCUCCCGAACUACUCCCUACUCCAAACUAUAAAAAUAAGCUGAUUGAGUUUACACAGAGGGCAAACAUGGCAAUGCCGGAGUACCAAUCGCAUAAUGAGGGAGCAAGUCAUGCACCUGAGUUUAGAUGCAGUGUGUUGGCUGAUGGAUUGGUUUUCACUGUGCCAAAUAAGUUCUUCCAUCGAAGAGCUGCUGAGCAGGAAGUCUCCAGGGUUGCGUUGGAGUACCUGGUUAAGAAGAUUAAGGACGAAGGGCGUGCUAUGAUUUCGAAGAGUGUUACGUUUUGCAAGGGCUUAAUGAAUGAGUAUGCUUUAAAGCUCAGUGUAAAACCACCUAUAUACAACACUGUGGAGUAUGAAAAAGUGUUUCCAUAUUUUGUAUGUACUAUGGAAUUUAACUGUACAAGUUACACUGGAGAUCCAGCUAGAAGAAAAAAGGACGCGGAGGAUUUAGCAGCUCGUGCAGCUAUUCUUUCGAUCAUAGAUAGUUCCGACUCGGGGAUUAUGCUGGUUCAGAUGAUCAAGACAAAAUCUCAGCUCUUUAAUGCAGUCCUAUCAAAAACCUUGCUGCCCACUUGUGAUACUUUAAUUGUCUCACCCAUAGAAAAGACUGCACUUUCCUGUGAGCUUGUCCAAGGAUUGGAUGAUAAAGACAAGGGCAUUGCUGUUCCUGCGGGUAGUGAUAAUAUUAAUUCGAUUCAAACCGUACGUACCAAGCCUGGCCCAGUUAUUUCCACACCUCAACAGCCUGUGAUGCCAAAUCCUGAGCCAGCACCUGAAGCUGCAAAGUCUCCAAAUGGUUCUCCAGCACCUGAAGCUGCAAAGUCUCCAAAUGGUUCUCAGCAACCAGACAAUGCACUUCCUAUUGAUAAUGCUGUGAGUGCUAAAAAGCGUAAAAGGAACAACCACAAGGCUAAUAAGAGGGAACGAAUGAAAGCUCAGUUAAAAGCUUUACCUAGCGGCCAAGCUGCUUCUUCUGUGGCACAGUAACUAGCUGGAAGUGUGAUGGAGUUCUGUAAUGCAUUGUGCAAUGUUAAUGCCAAUAUGAGUAUCCUGUUGAUGAGAUGCUGAGUCUCAAACUUUUUUUGAGAACGCACAGAUUCUUGUACUCUGCUGAACUAGAACUCUAGCUGGAAGUAGUUAAAGGCUUUGAAGUCUUUACUAAAUAGUUAUUACGUUAUAGUUAUGUUGUAGUUUAUUUUCAAGUUCCUAGAUGUGACUCAACUCGGUUUAAGUAUCUGUUUGUUAUGGCCGUAAAUUGGACGCUGCUGUGCAUUUAAAAAAGAAGCUUUCAUUUUUAA